GUUUGCAAGCGUAGUGACGAUCUUUUAGCACAUAGUUCAAACUUCGCGCUAUUUACGAGCGUUGUUGAUGAUGAUGAGAGCCCCGCGGCGAAACACACAUUUUAACACACAUGCGCCCAUCGCGCCGCCUCUGGUCUCCGCAGGCGUCCGUCCCACUGCGUGCGCUUUCGCUUUUUGCACGCAACGCCCCGCUGGUCACAUCAAGAUGGCCGGCCCGAUUGUGGCAGCAGUGCGAUACGCUACGCGGUGACCGCGCUCUUUGCCGCCUUUCUCACGUGCGAUGGAUACCAGACACGGACGGAGUUGCCCGCGGAUGCCCGGACGACCGUGGGACGCCCGCUGAGUCGCCGCGACAGCUGCUUGUUGCGCGGACAAGUCGCGCGCCAACCGUGCCAUCAUGCCAACCACGGGCAGUCUUUGGAGUGCAGCAGGCCUGGCUGUCUUGCUGGUCCUGGUCUGCCAAGCAUCUGGACAUCCUAUAGAGGGAGGAGACGCAUCGGAGAAGCAGCAGGGGAUUCCAGGUUGGAGCAGCCUUUCGGGGUCGGUGUGGGUGAUUGGGGCAUCCGUAUGCUUCGCCCUGACGGUGGCCAUUGUGGCCUCCCUGGGCUGCCUCUGCUGUCGCAACGAGGGCAUCAAGCUCCUGGGCACGCGAAAUGGGGUCAGCGUGCCGCACCUUCCGCUGGGCAGCAUGGCCCAGCAACGGAGCAGCCUGUCGCCCGAGGUGACCAUCUUCCCACCGGCUGCUGCCGCACCCCGCCUCGCCUUCGCUGCACCACCGACACCCUUUGACGACAAGGUGAGCUUUGAGCCUCUGCCCAAGAUCUUCCCUCGGCUGCCAGCGUCUCCAUCCAAGCACCCCCUGCGGCCUGCCCACUACUCUGGAGAGCUAGGCGGCACUCCUAGCUCAGUCCACGACUGGUUUGACGACCCCCAGGCCAACUUUCCCCGAGAGCGGCUGCAGUACCUGCAGGAGCUGGGUGUUGGCUGGUUUGGACAGGCCGUGCGUGGAGAGGCACAGAACCUGAACACCGGUCGGCCCAGUGACGACGACCCGGCGGUUCCGGCAACCACCACGCCGGUGGUGGUGAAGAUCCUCCGCUCGGAUGCGACGCCCACGGAGCACAUCUGCUUUUUGCACGAGGUGCAGCACCUCAGGCUUCUGCGGCACCCACAUCUUCUUCAGCUGCUUGGUCGCUGCCUCGAGUCAGACCCAUUCUUACUCAUCCUGGAGGACUCAGUCAUGGACCUGAAGGCAUUCCUCCUGAGCAAGCGCCCUGAGGCGGAGCCCUUCCUGCAGGGUCCGAUUCCCUUGCAGGCGGCCUGUGCCAUCGCCUCUGCCCUGGACCACAUGCACAGGCACAGCUUCGUCCACGUUGACCUGGCAGCCCGCAGCUGUGUCAUUGAUCGGAACCAGGUCGUCAAGGUCGGUGACUAUGGCACUUCCCUGCAAGCUUACAAGGAGGACUACCACCUGGUGGGUGAGGUCGCUGUGCCGCUGCGGUGGACUGCCCCGGAAUCCCUGCACUGCACCGACCUGGCCCUGGAGGCCCGGGAACUCAGCAAAGAGGCCAACGUCUGGAGCUUUGGCGUGCUGCUCUGGGAACUGCUGUCGCUGGGAGCCCUGCCAUACGAGGGCCUGACGGAUGACGAGGUGCUGCGGAGGGUGGUGGUGCAGCGCAACCUGGUGCCCGCCAGGCCCACCACGCCAGCUGGCCGGCACACCGACCGCCUGUACCAAGUUGCCACCUGGUGCUGGAGUGAAGUCCCUGGCGAACGGCCAUCUGUGCACGAGCUCCGUGAGCUUCUAGGCCACCUUCAACGUGAGAACAGCGAUGCCCACGACUUCGAGUCGCGCUGGGCUGCACUGCGACCGGACCGUGUCAAAGAGCACAACCUUGCUCCGAACCACCCUGCUGCGAUGUCUCUGUCUCGACUUGGCUUCGAGAGCGACUUCGUGGCUGCCAGCCUCCAGAAUCUGCAUGGGAGCGCAGAGGACCUCCGCACUGAACCGACCGUGGAAGAGGAGGAGGAACUGACCUCGUUCCACAUCUCGGAAGCAAUCCGCGACUUGGACGCAAUCCUUGCUGCCGAGUCCGGGUCAACAGCAUCCGUCGACCUCCCCAGUGAGUCGAUGCAGCGGCAGGACAGCCUUGGCACUGAGUCCGUCGACUCGCGGGAGCUUAACUCCCUCGGCUUCAAGAAGAGCGCUUCGGUAGAGGACCUGCUUCGCGAAGGACCCGAGAAGGUGGCAGAAAUGUUCCGCAUCACCGUCAUUGACGAUGUGGAUGCCAGCGGCAGUGAGCCACGCAGCCUCGGGGCGGACUCUGACAUCUGGAGGCGACUCGAGGAUGGAUCUUCCAUGUCUGCUCCUGGGAACGGUGCUCUGAACGGUGGUGUCGGCGGUGGCAGUGUGGUGUCUCCAAACGUGGGUAUUUGGGGUGGUGUUGGUGGCGGGGACACGGUGCAAGUUACGGAGGUGGUUCCACGUUCCAUUGAAAGCGACAGCGGUUUGCGGAACCCGGCAACACGCGAGGACGUAAGUAGCCGCAUCGAAGUCGCGGGACGGUUUGGUGGUGGUUGCACUUCAGCACACGGCUGUUUCCCGACCCCUUCGGCCGCUAACUCCAUCGACGGUGGCACGCUGAGCACUAACACCCCAGAUGCUUCCUCCGGAGAUGUCCGGCGGGAAGCCGACACUGAUCUGUGCCCCCCUGUCUUGAAUUGCAGCCAGAGCGGCGACGACUCUGAGACGUCGACGCCUGCUGCCGCGGCCCCUGAGCCUGCAACGCAAGGUGGCAGCAACGACAGCCGCGACAGUGCUUCGUACGUGACGGCGCCGGAGUCUGAGGAAUCGAGCUUCGAGUUGGUGCCGGAACUGUUGGAACAUGCAGCGUCCGAGUCGGAGACUAUGUUCCUGACUGCCAUGCCUGACGGCGACAACACAUCAGAGUGCUCUGAUGCGACCCUGGCAGACGAUGACAACUUUGCGAGCCCGCGGGCACAUUGUGUGCGUUCUUCGACACCGACGGGUGACUGUCCCAGCCCCAGCGUGUCUCCCAUCCCAAAGUGUGCAUCGUGGAAUCUCGCGGAUGACAUGGAAGAGUCGGCACUUUCGGACCUGACGGUGGACGAUGAUGUGGGGAAGGGGGGUUCCUCUUACGAGGAUUCGCUUGCAAUCACUGAGAACUCCACAGUAGAUGAGAUGCGCAGGAUUGCCAAUGAAGCAGCAGCACAGCACCGGCACGCAAUGCAGAAUGGGCCGGUGUUGGCCAAUGGGCAUUUGUGCAACGGACUGGAAGCACCGGAGGACGGAGACGACAGUGACGACGAAGGAUUGGUGGAGUACGACCUCAACGACGUCUCAUCGGUCCUGGAGAGCAGUGUUGAAGGCGGUGGAGACGUGCCGCCGUCACCGCGGUCGGCGUGGCCUCCGCUCGAGGACUCGCCCAUGUGCGGGGAGGAAGAGGAGAUCCUGACGGUGAACAUGCUGACCCACGAGAUCACCGUCAGACCAGCCGCGGGAAUAGUCUUUGACGACCACGAAGUGCUUGCCGGCAUGGAAGAGCAGGAGGACACCUGCAGCCCUCUGGGAACACCUGAACGGAAACACCAGGUCGACAGGAAGCAAGACGGCUUGGACGACGAUGCUGAAGACACGGACGACACGAGUAGUACGGGAACGUCGUGCACCUCUACGUCUGGAUCGUUUGAGUGCCUGGCACAGGACGAGGCAGAUGGCACGGCAGAUGGCCCAGCAGACAGCGUAGCGAAAGCAGGAAGCACUGAUAUGACAGCGUCUCCUGCUAAGCGACCCCGCAGCCUGGAAGGCAGCCCCACCUCCCCGAGGCGUGCCAGCACUUGGGACCGUAGGGCCACGCCCACCAAGUCUGCUCUCAAGUCUGCCAGCGGCAACAGGCGCAAGCCUGUUUCUGGAAAGGGCUCAACUUCGCUGCGCAAGACGGUGUCAUUCCACGACGUUAUUUCCUCAGUGCAUCACUACUCGGCCGACGAGGAGGCGCCUCCUUCACCACCCCCAUCUGCGCCCCCAUCAGCCUUUGACUACGCUGGCCUCAGAGACUGGGAGUUCCCGCUCUGUCUGGACGAGGAGUUUCCCGAAGCCACCAAUGGGGGCAGCAGCAGCAGCAGCAGCAGCGAGGAGGAGGACGAGCUGCCCCCCAGGGGCCACCGGGGGCUGCGCAGCCUGCCUGUGCGUCCGCGCAUCACCAAGCUCGGAAGCACCUUCGGGUCUGCGGCAGCAUCUCCCCUCUACUGCAUCGCUGCCCUCUCGCACGACGACCUCCCCACGACAGACGAGGAGGAGCUGCCCACGGAACCGUCCCUUGCUGAGGAGCCAAGCGAAGACCUGCUGAUCAACCAGCGACCUCCGUGGGACUCCUCCAUGAGCGACCUGUCGAACCUGGAUGCAUCAGACGACGCUGACUCCCUCCGUUCGGAAAGCCCCGUCAGGAAACCCUCUUCUGCCACCGUAGCAACGGCCAAUCGCAACUUUGACCGCAAUGCCAACAGCAACCUCCGCCCUGUGCGCACAGCCUCAGAAGACUCGAAUGCUAACAGCAGCUGUCACACGAACUUGGCACCUGCUGCCAAUCACCACUAAGCUUAAAGACAGUGCGUGUAGAAAGUGUUGUUUCAGGAUGAAGACCACCUAGCAUCUCGCAGAAAUCUCCCUCCUCUAGCAGCAAAACGAGUAAUUACCAAUUCCAGGCAUGUCCCGGAUAUGAGUAGCUGAGAGCAAUGUUGAAGAAAGUCUUGACUAUCUCAAGUGACUGAAGUGAGGUCUGAAAAUAGGCACUUGUGUUGCCUCGUUUGCUGGAGUGUCCACCUAGGGCUGCGCUGGUAAUGCGAUUACUAAGCUUGCAGUGAUCGCUGCAACCAUCUUGGGUAUGUCUCGGCAAUCUCGUCACCUUGGAGACUGGUCAUCGAGUCAACAAUCCAGUAUAGAUGCACUGAAGUCAUCUGCUGCUGUAUUUGUGGACCAUGCAAGUGCAAGGCAAGCUGGAGGUGUGGUGUUGGCAGAAAGUCCUGUACGGUUUGUGUUCGGGCACUCGACGCUCUCGUGAUGUGGCUGUGCAGAACCUGCUAAAAGAUGCCAUUUAGAAACUUCGCGGUUGAUGAAUGUUUCCAUCUGUGAUUUAAGUGAUGCGGAAUUGAGGGGCUGAAAAUGUGUCCCUGUGUCGUCUCCUUCCAAGCCCGCAGUCAUUUCUUGUUCCCAUGUCUCUGCGACAUGUGGACAAGCUCUCGGAAGAGGUUCUGCGACAAGAUAAGUCAGCUGCUCCCGUCACAGGUGUAGCAGUUUACCACUUAUUGUCCGACGCAUCCUCGAACAAUGCCUGUGCCCUCAGGUUUACCAGUCAUGUACAGACCCCUCUUGUGUAAUCCUGUUUAUGAGUCCAUCCUUUCAUGUUGUGUCGUGCUGUAUGACACUGUCUUUUUGGGGAACUUGGCACCAUUUAUGGGAUCGACUACCAUUGCUCUCAAUUUUUCUUUAUUCUCUUGUGUGUAUCGAGACUGCUGCACUCUAACUGGGUGUCACGUGAUUGAUACUGCUACAAAGCAAUUGCAGGCUUCACAUUACACAGCAAAAGCGAAGCAAUUCGCUGGAGUGUGUUGAUCGGUGCCAUCUCAGUACAAGUUUAAAGGCCACAAACUAAUGGCUGCACGGACAAUGUCAUUGCUUGUGCUCUGGUAUUUGUAGAUAUCAAACGACUCGUACAGCAUAACCUGGGGGUCACCUGCACUAACAGUUCUUCACCAUGGGUUUACCAUCUACACGCAGCGAAGAAAGCUUCGGGCAUGUGAUGGUGAGUUGCCAUUUAGCAAGUUGCCUAGGGAUGAGAAGCGACAUUUGCACAAUAUGUUUUAUGUUUGUCUUUUGACAACUUUCCGUCACUCUGGUAGGACUUCUUGAACUAAGUUUCUGUCUUAAAAUCUUUUAAUGAAGUGGCCUCGUGUCUCCAUCAGUCAUGGUGUCGAAUCUGUUCCUCCAUGUCUGGACUCUUUGCCACUCUAGUCCUUCCUUAGAUAUACAUCAGUCUUCUUUAACGGCAACGAACCAGCAGUUUGUCAAGUCUUAGCUACUCAAGUGAGGCUGUAAGGGCAAAAGGUGAUUGUACAACCUCCUUCAUUAAAGGCGGAUCCUGUGCAGUCCUUGUGCAGAUCACUACAUUUUUAGAAGUCAGCAUUGCAAAUAUCAAACUGUUGGAGCCUCUUUGCUUAAACAUAAUGCACUUGAUUGUCAUCAUGAAUGCAUUCUGAAAUUGAAAAGUACAUUAUGCAUGCAGUCAAUACAUUUUCCUUGCUGGACAUCUGAAUUGCAUGCAGUGUUCCCCAGGCUAUCAGUGAAUUGGCAUUUCAUGGACCCCUUGCAUUGUAAUCUUACAUGCUGCCUUCGCAGUUCAUUGCAAAAGUGUAAAGGCCGCUGUUUGCAUCACUGGAGUGGGUCAGUUCCCAAGUCAAAAGUUAAGGUCGUCAGUCAAUAUUCGUAGUCAAACGGGAGCCCAGUCUAGGAGUAUACACGCUCGAGCCAGUGCAGCCCCAGGACAUGGUAACUGGUGCACUCUGGUGAUGAGAUCGGGAGCCCUUGCACUGUUGUCACCAGCUGUACAUUGCUUUCUGGCAGAGAAUGUCACCACCUCGUGUGCUUCGAAAAGAAUUUAAUCCUUUCGUAGCCAGUGUUGUUGUACAAUGCUGCAUUGUCCUUCUGCUUGCACGAGCCUUAAAUGUGUUGGUUUCAAGCCCCGACCUUCCUCCAUUUGUGCAGCCAUAGUCGAACAAAGUUUGGUUUGUUGCGUCUUUCAUGAUUGUGUAAGAGAAGCUGUUUGCACAGACUUGAUGAAAAAUGGCUUGAAUGGCAGGGGUGAGCAUUCCAGGGAAAACACGGGGAAGGCGGGAGAUGGAAAUUCAAGGCUGUGAGCAAAAUGAGAACAAAGUAAAAGUAGGAGCCAGCGUUUUGACAAGUGGUUUUGUCUUUGGGGUGAGCAAUGGAAUUUGAAGGUGAGCAAAGAGGCUGCUUAUUUGCAUUGGCCUUCCCCAGCUAUCAGGUGGGGCUACUGGUUCAAAUGUGCAACAGUCCAUCACUGCAGCAAUAGCUGGGAGUGCAAGAGGUCAGCUUAUGGAGACAGAGUGCACGCUUGGGGCUUCACACCAGAAGUCUGCAACAUUCUCUUAAUUUAGUGGACGUGUCGGAAGUUUUCAAUAUGUUGUGAAACUGAGCUUCUCUGAUGUGCGAGAAAGAAUUUCAGGAAAGGCACGAUGUUGAGCUGCGUGAUCUCGCGGCUAAUCGAAGCAAUGCGGAUUUAAGUAACAUGAUUCUCUUGCCAGAUAAGACAAAAAAGAAGCCGCCCCUGUUGUCCUCCUAUAGCUGCAAUAUGUUAUCUUUAUAAAAUAGGUAAUGUCUGUGCGAACACCAUCGUGCAAUCCACUUCAUUCAUUUUCAUGUCUGCUGUUUAUAUUCCCGUCUAUUCAUUUUCACAAUUUGAGCCGGUGCAGUAGACAGGUGUGGUGGUUUGCUGGAAUAGGCUCUGCCAAAUCAGGAGAUGCAAAUAGAUUCGUCCUACAGCUUGCUCGGUCUUCUGUGCUUUUAAAUUGUUCAUUUUCAUUAAUUUUUUUCCCAUACUUUUCUGACCUCGACAUCUUCAUAGCGCUUAGAUGUUUGAGGUAAUGUUUGCUCAUUAUGUGGCAUCCCCAUGGUUUCAGGUAAUAAUGCCUGCUGUGAUUCGUUUGAGUGAUCACCACACUGAUUGCGAGUCCUGCCGGUCAUUCACUUUCAUUUGAGGCAGGUUGACGGUUUUCACACCCACAGUGAUCGCAGGGCCCGAGAUAAAGCUUGUGCCAGUGCUCGAUUCCUCAGUCUGCGCAUCUUGCCCCGCUGUAGUCUUAUGCGUGACAAAAAAUGUAGGUAUUUUACUUUGCGCGUAGUGUGCUGCUAGUUGAAAUUGUAUAUAGAGUUGGGUUUCUAUUUUUUUUUCCGUAUUGUCUUGUAUAAUACCUUGAAACCUAUGUUUCUUUACAUGUGGAUGUCAGCAGAGUAAGUUGUGGUUUCUGAGAAAUUUUUAUUUUCAAACCUGUUUGUGUCAUUCCCACUGUCUAAGCUUUGGCCAGUGCUUGCAUGUUUCAAACUUGUUAACGCAACAUGGGACACAACAUGCUUCAUCUAUGUUGAAGGGCUUUUUUAAUAGUUGAAUGUGCAGUGAAAAGCCUAGAGGGUGUUGAAUUGGAGCAUAAGAAAAAGACCUUCGGGUCGUGUACAGCAGCCAACAUGUGGGUUCUCAGCAACUUGUUGCACUGGAAGCUACAAGUGACGUCAGUCAACCAGAAGGGGCUCGUGCAUAGUCUGCCUCUAAUCGACCUUCAUGCAAUGCUGACUGAGUGGUGGUGCACAAUGGGCAUGCUUCUCUUUCGUCUCGGAACAUGCAGUGAGCUCUCGUAACCGACUGCCUAAUGUGAGUGCCAGCCAUCACUCUGCUGCACGGAGUAUAUGAGACAUGGUGCAGUUUGGUUUCAGGGCACCAGAACAGCUCCUGCAGAAUUCCAUGACCCUUGUAAAUGUACAGUCAAGACCACAAGCGCGUGCACUCGACCAUGCAAAUGGUUGCCUGUGUUAUGUGUAAACGGGGCUCCCCUUCUCUGUUGUUUUGGAGGGUGAGAUGGGUGUGGGUGAGUGGCCGUGCCGUUGUUGCACCAGUACAGCAAGGACGAGAAGCUGGGCACGUCGUGUACAGCAUUGCUCAAAAGAUAUAGGCCACGCGAAUGCUAGUGUGUCGCGUUGGGGCGGUACGGUAGGGUUUGUGGUGAGAUAUGGUCACUCUGAUGCUGUGCGGGAUGGGAAAAAGUGUCCGCGUCGCUAUUUAGAUUUGCGGAUUGUUUUUUGGAUUACCGGAAAUUCAGUACAAGCCGUGCUACAUGGCAUCAAAUCUGUUCUUAUUACGUGGCUCGGGGUCUCUUGAUUUACUCUGUAGCUGUGUGCUGGAAGAGUACGAAUAAUCCAUCCACGGGACAGGUGUGGCAUUCGCAAGGUAAGCAGAAUAGAGUUUGGGAACCUGUAGUAUAGUAAAUCUGCAAUGGGCAGGGGAAAGAUAUGUUGACGCGUCUGAUGCUUUGCGCACCCUUCAUUGUUUUAGAUUUAUUCAUACAGUGCAGCUUUUUUCGUGGAAUUUCGGAAUAGCUGAAGGACUUUUGGUGCUAUUUGCACAUUCUUGUUUUUUGCUGUUAUGUAGUGUGUGCAAGCUGAGGCUUGAAUUGUCAUACUGCAUAUUUUUUAGCAGCGCUGUUCUGGCAGACAUUUCAUCAAGCUAAAUGACGCAUCUUCUGCUUAACAUCUGUUGCACCUUUCAUUCUCUUUGCGGCCCUUUAAUGACUUGUGUUUUCUGUAUAACAUUCUUUAGAAAUUAUACAAAAUUUAUUCAGAAUCUGAAUCAGUGCUGUAGUUAUGAAUUUGUAGGGGUCCUUGAAAACAAUGGAAAAUCAGAGGGCCCUUUCGAAUGCCCAUAAAUCUCGCAAGGUUCUUAGAAAUCGUAAUAAUUUUGCUUUCUGAUAGGCUUGUAGGAUAUUUCUUGGUCAUCUAGCCACAAUGUAGGCCAAAGUCAACAAAUUUGGGCCUUUUAGCAACUGUGUAGUAGAUAGUGGUAUUAUUUUUCUUGUGCUUUUUUUUAUUGAUAUGAAGAAAGAAAAUCAUGCUUGUAUUUGAAAUCAGUAUUAGUGCUUUUCUUGUGUAUUUGUUUUUGUGAUAGGUGUGUUCCGAUUUUUUACCAGGAAUGGCUUCUGUGAUUCUCCAGGUUUUCUUGAAACAAGUUGAGUGCUUGUAUAUAUCUUCUUUAUUUUACUUUGAUGUGAACAUGGACUGCUGUGUACCCGUGUUUUACUUACGGGUGCAAUUUGUUGAGAUUUCUUGAGUGGGACAUGUGUUCUGUGCUUAUUAUUGCAGACUCGGGAUUCUGACUGUACUCAUUAUGGCUUCUAAAUGUGCACCAGGCAUUGUCUUGCCAGCACCUGCGGGCUGUGUCAAAAUCUAUUUUGAUAGUCUUUGUUUUCUGACCAGCUGGCGUCAUUGUACAUGUAUUUUUAUUUACGCAGGCCUGGCAGAUGUCUGUGCUGCGUCUGCAUACGUAAUUUAUCUUAUUGAGCAAGCUGUAUGCAACUCUCAUCUGCUCUGCAGUGGGUCUGGCUUUGAACUGAUUGCACCUAUGUUUGAUGGUGGUGACUUAUGUCAGCUUUAUUGCAAAAGCAAACGACUCAAAAUUUUUAUCCCCCCCCCCUCCUUUGUUUUGACGCCACAUUUCUAAACCACUGCCGUAUAUGACUGCAACUGCUCCUAGGUUUUUCAAAAUAUACCGCAUCUCUUGACAACAGACGAUUUCAUGUGCUGAAGGUAUGGGCGUUGUUACAUUGUAAAUUCUAUACCAUUGCUAUGAACAUUUUCUUUACGUAAGCUUGGCUUACGUAAAGAAAGGGGCAUUGUUUCCAAGGCUUCAGUGAGGCACGUAAACUCAGGCACGGCAAAGCGCAAGAAAAGUUACAUUGGUAGCAUAGCUACUCCCUUGGUGUCACGUUGUUUCCCCUGUACAGGAAAGUAUUGUGCUGUAGAAUUUCUUUGAAAACAAGUGUAUGCCAUUGUUGCUCGUCAAAAAACUGCAUAAGCCAGAAAAGCGGGUAUCUUUUGGAAAUGAAAGAAAUAGUGCUUCAAAAAUAUGCUUAGAAUGGGCUUUCCAGAUUUACACUUGACAUUGCAACCUGAAUUUUUUGCAUCUCGUGUUUUGUUGCUUGCAGUGCCUCGCACCAUGGGGAUUUCGGUAUUGCGCUUUUCUUUCGCUCCAGUUAAUAAUGAUUCAGACGUUUGCGUAACUGGAAAGGCAAAGCGCUCACUUGUAAUUCAGCAUCUAAGGUUGCUCGUAGAAGGUGGGAGGAGAGCAUAGGCGUUUGUUUAUACGUAGAUAUGAAGAGCCUUUUGUGCUUAACUUUAUGUACUACAGAAAGGUGUGGAAAUCGUCUUGUAGAUCUUGUUUUCAGUUGCUUCUGUUUGGGCUUUCCUGUAUCUACCGCGUGCCCAUAGUCACAAUUAGCCUGUGUGCGAGUCGUGCAGUGUGCAUUGUACAUAGUGUGCAUGGCUCAGGAGAGGUGCUGCUGUGCCACAGGAAGGAGUUAUGGUUGUGCUUAUAUUUAUUCGUCCCGUAACAUGCGUACAGCGUGUAGACAGGCUCGUCUUAGCGGAGCCUCGAAAUGAGUGCCAGUCAUAGAAUAAUAUGGUGUAUUUUUCUUCCCCCUUGCCCCCCCCCCUUGCCAUUCUUCCAUUCACCACAGUAGUUUUAUCAAGAGUAUUUCAGUGACGCCACGUCUCUGUCCUGUUACCGGUACAGAUGCCGCAAGCGUGUCGAAAUGUUCAAGUUUGUGUAGCGGUUCGACAACUCUGUAGCCCACCUUGUGCAUCAUGUACAAAAAUAAAAUAUGACGUAGCUA
Messenger RNA from Dermacentor albipictus, 11472 nucleotides. RefSeq names its product serine/threonine-protein kinase LMTK1-like. Gene Ontology annotation, biological process: protein phosphorylation. The record is from RefSeq and is a predicted model, not a curated record. Gene Ontology annotation, molecular function: ATP binding; protein kinase activity. NCBI's taxonomy places the organism in Eukaryota, Metazoa, Arthropoda, Arachnida, Ixodida, Ixodidae.